AUGGAGGGUAAAAAGGUCGAGCAGUUUUAUACUCCGCCGCCGAAGCUUGGCAAAUGGGAGGGUUUUAGGGUCUUUCUAUGGAACUCCGAGACUGGACAGUUCCUGGGGCGCACAGGCGCUAGUUGGGCUUCUGCCAACAGAUUAGGAAAAUGUUAUGUUGGUUGCUUGUUUCUCUAUAAAUUCUUUAAUAAACGAAAAGUACGUUGUUAUCCUUUGCGACUGGAGGACGGAAAUAUUCAAAGUAACUUUUUAAAAUAACUCUCGUUAAUUUGUUACUUGUCUUAUAGUUAUGUAG
Heterotrigona itama is the source of this 295-nucleotide messenger RNA. NCBI's taxonomy places the organism in Eukaryota, Metazoa, Arthropoda, Insecta, Hymenoptera, Apidae. The record is from the annotation of a GenBank genome assembly.